AUGGAGUCUACCGCCCCGUAUGCGAUCUCUGCGACGGAUCGAAGCGGUCUAAUCGUGAUCGUCGAGAUGCUUUUUAUGUCUUGGAUGAUUAUGGUAAGUUUGAUUCGACUGUACAUGCGCCUCGCGAUCAAUGGGCCGGUGCAAAUCGACGACUGGAUGGUGUUUGUCGCAAGUGUAUUUGCCGUCGCCCACGUUGGAACAGUUAUGAAUGCAAUUUCCCAUGGCCUCGGUCGAUCGCAGGACGAGAGCUCGGUAUGGGAUUUGAAACGUGCUGGAGAGGGUGUCUACGCAGCAAAUCUGCUGUUUCUGGCUGGCCACGGUGCCGCCAAGAUCUCAAUUUGCUUGCUGCUUAAGCGGCUGGGUCGCCAAAGAAACUACUUACUGUUUACCAAAAUUCUUCUGGGUAUGGUAACUGCGUGGAGCAUUGCAUCUAUUCUCGCGGUAGCCCUCAGUUGCUUCCCACAAUAUCAAUUGAGCAUGGCGCAGAACUGUACCAAUCUCGGUAUUGCGUGGAAAUCGAUCACUGCAUUUGAUGUCAUUACGGAUAUUGUCACAUUUGGACUAAGUAUCUUUCUCGUCUGGGGUAUCCAGAUGCGGUGGAAAGAAAAAGCGACGGUAAUAUUUGCAUUUGGGACUAGAACUCCAGUGAUUGUUCUGAUUAUACUUCGGCAAACCUAUCUCGAUCGUUCGCUGUUUCAUUCUGAUCCAUCUCUGCAUCUAUCGGAUGCACUUAUCGCCACCGCUGUCAUCCUCCACUACAGUAUCAUGGUAUCGACCGUGCCAUGUCUGAAGCCUUUCGUUAUUGCCUUCAAUACAGGUUGGGGGCAGGGUAUCACAAACAGUAACGGCGAACAUCCGUACUUCACGCCAACUGGCAAGAGCGCAUCAACUACGCAAUCCCGAGCCUAUACAAUGAACCAAAGAGAGGAGGAUGAGACUGAUUUGGAUGCGGCCCGGCUAUCACAAGAUAGCCAGAAUUCGCAGCAACUAAUAAUUCAUCAGACGCGGGAGUGGACUGUGGAAGAGGAGUAUGAGAUGCACUCGAUUGAGAAUAGAAUUUGA
Messenger RNA from Penicillium cataractarum, 1062 nucleotides. RefSeq lists its product as uncharacterized. Lineage: Eukaryota; Fungi; Ascomycota; Eurotiomycetes; Eurotiales; Aspergillaceae. The transcript is spliced from 5 exons. The record is from RefSeq and is a predicted model, not a curated record. Bases 1 to 1062 code for a protein of 353 amino acids.